AUGGGUAAAGGAAAAGAGCUUACAGAGUCCCAAAAAGGCGCUAUUCUUUAUGGACAUCGACUUGGCCAUUCAUGCAGAAAAAUUGCAGUAACUGUAGAAUGUGGACCCUCUGCAGUUUCAACUUGUAUAAGAAGAUAUGCGUAUCCAUAUUUUUCAUUUUUUUGUAUCAUCUUUACGCUCGAUUAUCACGAGUAUAAUAAUAUUAUAUUCAACCCCAAAAAGCAUUUCUCGAUCGAUAUCGACCCAUCUUGCAAAACCUUUGUUGGAGGAAAGGGAUUACAUUUUGACAAACUUAACUUUGGACAUUUCCAGAAAUUAGUACACUCAGAGAUCAAGUACACUUCCAGAGCCAGCGACCUGGAGCUAUGGAAGGUUUUUAUCCCUACUGAAGGAGAAGACGAAAAGCUAAAAAUACUACAGGAUUACGCAGAAAAUAAUUCUCACGCAGAAUUUGAGAUUGAAAAACAACUUGAAGGUGUGAAGUUGUCACCAUCUAAAAAAAUCAGAGAAAUUUUUGAUAAAGGUCCAGAAGACGAUCACAUUCAUAUAAUAAUAAAGAGACCUGCUGAAGGAACUCCUUUGAAAAGAGCACGUACAGAAGAGAAAGGUAAAAAUUCGCAGAAUAAAGAAGAACCACCAUGGUCACCCUCACCGAAAAAACAAAAGAUCAAGACGCAUGGUACAGCUACUAUCUUCGCAGGAAAAGGAAGUCCCAUUAGCCUUGAUAAUUUUAGUGAGAUUUUGAAUCGAGGAUACACUAUAAUCGACAAGACACUCUUAAUCGCCGAAUUUAUUGAUUGCAGAUCUUUUUCGAUUCCCAUCUACCUUGAUAAUGAGAAUUACCAUCGCGAACUUUUUAAAGACACAAGAAUUAUGGAGAGAUCGGAUCUUUUUGAUAAACAUUUUUGCAAGUAUCCAGUAAUCUUUCUCUCUCUCAAGGGUUUUGAUGGUUGUGAAACUUGGUCGGAAAUGCAGGCCCAACUAUGUCAGCAGUUGGCAACACUUUAUGAAGAACACAAAUAUGUUUAUGAAAAACUUAGCUAUAGCCUGCUAAAUGCAUCACGCUUUGAUCAAAUAUAUUCUGGUAUUCUAAAAGAUGGCAUCACUAAAAACGCUCUUUUCUACCUCUCCAAGUACUUGAAUGACUAUCACAGGAGCAAGUGUAUUGUACUGAUUGAUGAGUACGACCAUCCUAUUGACGUUGCUUACCGAUAUAAAUAUUACGAAGAAGCUCGUGGGCUUUUAGCUACUCUAUUUGGAGCGUUACUCAAGGGCAAUGACGAAAAUUUGGAAAAAGCGCUUCUUGUCGGUGUGUUCCGCAUUUCUAAGUCAGGAUAUCUGUCAAGGCUUAACAACAUGCAAGUGUUCCCAAUGCACAACCAAGAAUAUGCUGACAAAUUCGGUUUCACUGAAGAAGAGGUUUUCAUCAUUCUUCAACAUUACAAUAAGUCCCAAGUGGAAAAGAUCAAAGAUUAUACGAAUAAUUUGGAGGCGCACUGGGUAGAUACAGGAGGCACCACAACCAUCAAGAAAUUACUUUGGCACUCAACUGAAGACUUUAGAAAAAAGACAUUAACGUUACUUCAAAAAGGUGCGAUCAAUGUAGAGAUUUUGAAAGACAUUGAUUACUUAACACUAUCUCCUCAUGCAAGUGAUGUAUUAUGGACUUUACUCUACUAUGGAGGCUAUCUUACUAUGAACAAAGAAAAAAAACUAUGCAUCCCAAACACGGAAGUUUUCACAGAAUGGAAAGGAUGGUUAAAUAAUAGAAUUUCAUCGAAUCCAGAUACAAUGCUGGAGAUGCUUUUGCAAUGCCAUCUCACGAAAUUAGACGAGGAACUUCCAACGAUAAUAAUGGAAUCUCUUUCAUAUUUUGAUACUACAGAUAACUUAGCGGAAAGUAAUUAUCAUUGGCUUAUGGUUGGCAUACUUUCACCGGCUGGUGUAGGACGCUUUGAUGUUAGGAUUUUACCAAAUACAGAAAAUGUAGAUUAUCCGGUAUCGAUAAUUAUGGAAUUCAAGCGUGAACUUCGGAAGAAAUCUGAAGAGGUAAUAGCACAGAUAAUAGAGAAAAGAUACCGCACUGGUAUAAGAACUACGAAAUUGGUUGAGUGCGGAAUUGCUUUUAAGGGAAAUCGUGCAUAUGUAUUGAGUAGAGUUCUUCGUAAGGAGAGAGAUCAGUGGGCAGAGGACGAAAAAUAA
Messenger RNA from Funneliformis geosporum, 2202 nucleotides. NCBI's taxonomy places the organism in Eukaryota, Fungi, Glomeromycota, Glomeromycetes, Glomerales, Glomeraceae. The record is from the annotation of a GenBank genome assembly.